Brenthis ino (lesser marbled fritillary) is the source of this 1221-nucleotide messenger RNA. The record is from the annotation of a GenBank genome assembly. Lineage: Eukaryota; Metazoa; Arthropoda; Insecta; Lepidoptera; Nymphalidae.
AUGCGAAGUGACAAUGUAUCUGUAAAUUCGGAAAGUAUUCCAGAUAAUGUAUUCAAUGGUGUUUAUUUCGAAUGUUUCAUCCAAUUCUCGUUCACUUGUUUGCAAAAGAAAACGCUGCUAUAUUUGAAAGAGUUAAAUAAACUAAAUGAGGUAUCAGUUAUUGGGGAUUAUGUGAAAUUUGUAAAACUGAAUACAACUGGUAACGUCGAUGAAGAAGAUACAUUUCAGUCUUCAAGCACAGAUGAACUGUCAUAUAUGAUUGAUAAAGCGGUUGAUCACUUUUUUGAUAACCAUCUUAUAAGGUUCAGGGCUAUGGGUAGAGAUGUGUUGGUGCCAAAUGAAGUAGAAGAAUUUGUCGGUAGAAAAAAACGUAAAGGUGGAGGUGGCGGAGGCGGCGGCGAUGGCGGCGAUGGCGGGAAGAAGAAAAUGAUGAUGAUGGUGAUGAUGUGCAUGAAAAUGAAGCUGAUGAUGAUGCUGCCAGCGAUGAUGGGUAUGAUGGGGAUGAUGUCCUUCAAAGGCAUGAUGUUUAGUAUGAUGUCAUUCAUGAUAUCUAAGAUGAUGCUUUUGAUGAAGAUUUUAGAGAAAAAGGGUGGAGGCGGAAGUGGAGGAGGGGGAGGAGAUGGAGGAUGGGCAGCUGGUGGCGGAGGCGGUGGAGCAUGGAUGCCGGCAGGUGGACAAGACUAUGGGGGUGGCGGAUAUGAUGCAAAUGGACAAUGGCAGAGUCGAUCCAUCAUUGAAAAGCAAAUUGAACUCAAAAAUGAACAACCUAUUAUAUCCUAUGUCAAACCUACGAUAAGAUAUAAUCAUAAAGAUAAUACAAAAAGUAUAUAUGACGGAGUACUAAAAGAUACGAAAUUAAAAUCAAGGAAGAAAAGAGGUAUUAUUGAUGUUCUGCAAAACGCUUACUUAUAUUGGACAAAUAAAGUCCUCGGCAUAAGUCAAAGGAAAUCAAAUCAUCAAACUCAAAAUCAUUUAAAAUAUAAACUUGUAAACGGUGUAAAAUAUGUUUAUUAUCCAGUAAGAAGUGUUACUAAAGUUAAAUCACCUAAAGAACUCAAACCGAAUGCUGUUAAAGUUAAUGGAGAUGAACUAAAACCUAUAAUUGUCGAUGACUUUAAUAAAGGCGAAAUAAUGGAAGGCCCUAUCGAAAGUAGGAUGAUGAGGAAAAAGAUGACUAAAAUGAAAGAAGUUAGCGAUACAAUGGAUGACAAUCCAUGGCAA